Molecule: messenger RNA, 2115 nt
Organism: Microsporum canis CBS 113480
Lineage: Eukaryota; Fungi; Ascomycota; Eurotiomycetes; Onygenales; Arthrodermataceae
Product: Atg7p
Exons: 7
Coding region: 1-2115 (704 amino acids)
Biological process (GO): protein modification by small protein conjugation; C-terminal protein lipidation; piecemeal microautophagy of the nucleus
Cellular component (GO): cytoplasm; phagophore assembly site
Molecular function (GO): Atg12 activating enzyme activity; Atg8 activating enzyme activity
Source: RefSeq, a predicted model, not a curated record
AUGCAGUACACACCCUUCAUAUCCGACAUAGAGUUGCCCUUCUACUCGUCACUGGCUUCGCUCAAGGUUGACCAUGACAAGCUCGAUGACUCCGCACGCAAAGUCCUGGGCUUGUAUGAGAUAAAGCCAUCCGAUCGCCCUGAAGAGUCUUGCCGUAUGCAAAUACUAGGAAAUGCCUUGCUUAAAGAUGAUGUCCCGGCUGGCUACUAUCGAGCAGAAGGUAUGAUCAAGAACGUAAAUACGAUAGAGGAGUACCGAAAUGCGGACAAACCCGCAAUCUUACAGCUAGCAGGGAAAACUAUAUGGGAUGCUAUUAAUGAUGGGACAAUAUAUUCGUGCCCUUCGUUACUUAGCUCUUUCACGGUCCUUUCAUUUGCGGAUCUCAAGAAAUACAAGUUCUCUUACUGGUUUGCGUUUCCAGCAAUCCAUUGCAGUCCGCCAUGGGCGCCAGCAGCUGACUCCACUGGCAAGGAAGAGACCGAGUCCACUGGCCAUAAAUCUUCUAGUAACGCAUCACAGCAGUUAACUGGGCCUGAGACUGGGACUUUGGUGGAAGCCGUACAGACUUGGCGGUACGGGGUUGACGCUCGCCAGCAUGGCUUUUUUCUCGCCAAAAAGGUUCAGGCUGCAGCUUCCGACAGCGAGCCGAUAGAGAAGCAAUAUGAAUGGCGUAUUUCCUCGCUUUCUGGGUAUGAGGAAGGGUUCUUCAAUGGUUCCAAGGAAGAAAAUUGUUUUCUCUGCUUUGCGGAUCCCUCCAACUAUGAGGACGCACCCAGCUGGGUGCUGAGGAACCUCCUGGCCCUCGUCCAGAAAAGAUGGAAGCUCAAUAGAGUCCAAAUUAUGAGAUACCGAGACGUUCAUUCAAAAAGAGACCAAGGAAGGACAUUGAUCAUGACACUAGAAACCAGCACUUCCCAGGCCGCCACCAGCGUCGAUGGAAGUGACGCGCAGCCAACAUUGCCUAAAAUAACAGGAUGGGAGCGAAAUUCCGCUGGCAAGCUUUCUGGUCGAACAGUUGACCUCAAAGAAUACAUGGAUCCACAAAGAUUGGCCGAUCAAUCUGUAGAUUUGAACCUCAAGUUGAUGAAAUGGAGGAUCAGCCCUAACCUUAAUCUUGAAGGUAUCAAAAAGACAAAAUGUUUGUUAUUAGGCGCUGGGACACUUGGAAGUUAUGUUGCAAGAAACCUGCUCGGUUGGGGUGUUAGUAAAAUCACAUUUGUUGACAAUGGAUCUGUUUCCUUCUCGAACCCUGUUCGGCAGCCUCUGUUUAACUUCAAGGACUGUCUAGAGGGAGGCGCUAAGAAGGCUUUGCGCGCUGCGGAAGCUCUUAAAGAGAUUUAUCCGGGUGUUGACUCGACUGGACAUGUACUCUCGGUGCCGAUGGCCGGGCAUCCGGUGGUUGAUGAAGAAAAAACAAAAUCAGACUUUGACUUGCUCAAGAAGCUUGUCGACGAGCACGACGCCAUAUUUCUAUUAAUGGAUACCCGAGAAUCCCGGUGGCUACCAACAUUGUUAGGUAAAGCAAUGGGAAAGAUAGUUUUGAAUGCCGCUCUUGGAUUUGACACGUUUGUGGUUAUGCGCCAUGGCUCCGUCAAGACAGCAGGAUCCCAAGAUGGACUUGGAUGUUACUUUUGCAACGAUGUCGUUGCACCAGCCAAUUCCAUCAAAGCGCAGACUCUGGACCAACAGUGUACUGUCACAAGGCCCGGUAUUGCUGCAAUCGCAUCCGCUCUUUUGGUAGAGCUCUUCGUAUCCAUUGUGCAACAUCCCCAUGGUGCUGAUGCUCCUGCGACUACUUCGCUUGAGGAAGACGGAAGUGCCGAGCCCCACCCGCUUGGUAUAGUACCGCAUCAAAUUAGGGGCUACCUCUCCAGGUUUAACAAUGUUGUCGUCACUGGCAAAGAUUACCCAUUCUGCAGCGCCUGCUCCAGUAGGAUCCUUGACUUGUACUUACAGGAUGGCUGGAACUUCGUUAAGAGGGCCAUGAAUGAGAAAUCAUAUAUCGAGGAAGUAAGCGGGCUUAAAGAGGUCCAGCGUCUGGCUGACGCAGCUGCCGAGGAGAUGGCGUUUUCCGAGGCAGAUAAUACCGAUGAUGAUGAACUGGUCGAGAUUUAA